Anthostomella pinea is the source of this 321-nucleotide messenger RNA. The record is from the annotation of a GenBank genome assembly. NCBI's taxonomy places the organism in Eukaryota, Fungi, Ascomycota, Sordariomycetes, Xylariales, Xylariaceae.
AUGUCGAGUUCCAACGGGAAAGGUCAGGCCGGCAGCACUGCGGCCAAGGCCUUCGAUGAGGGCGCAGCGGAUGCCAUGCCCAACGUAGACUUCUCCGAUGAUAGCAUCUCCGAGGCAGGCAGCAAUGCUACUACUGAUGGCGGAAGCUCUGCGAAGACCACUCAACCGGCGUCUCUUGAUGGCGAGCCUAUCGACGAGCGAGACACGGAUACAGGCGGCACGGCUGGAAAGGGCCAGGAGGCUCUGGGUGGAACGCCAGGCGAGACUGUGGAUGAGGCCAAAACCCAGGACACUGCGGGUGUGGGCGCUAUGGUUCUAUAG